GUAAUUUGGGCAUCCUGAGGGGAUUUGAUUUUUGGGCUUCCUGAGCGAGUCUUGGGUGGGAUUUUUUUGGGGGAAAUUUAAGGAAUUUGGGGAUGGUUGAGAGGAGCUUUAAACUCUCCAACCCACCCAGAACACCCCUCCCCUGUCAUUUUGCCUUCCAGGACCCUCCCCCUAUCCCCAAAAUUUGCCCCCCUCCAUGGGGCUCCCCUUCCUCAUCCUCACCCUGGUGGUGCUGGGGCUGGGGGAGGGGCACCAGGACCCUCCCCCAGCCUCGGGCCACCCCCACCCCCACCUCUAUGGACCCCCCAAAACUCGCCAGGAUACCGCCCAGGUGUGGCUGCAGACGCUGGGUGCGGCUCUGGGGGUGUCCCUGGCCCCACACCUGGUGCUGUUCCUGCUCCCUGCGGAUUCGGGGUCCCCCCGGCGCCGGGGGCUCCUGCGGCUCCUGCUGAGCUUCGCCGCGGGGGGAUUGCUGGGGGACGCCUUCCUGCACCUCAUCCCCCACGCCCUGGCCCCCCACGAGCACCACGAGGGUCACGGCCACUCCCACCACGGGCACGCCUCCCAUGAGCACCACGAGGGUCACGGCCACUCCCACGCCCCCCAUGAGCACCACGGCCACUCCCACCACGGACACGCCCCCCACGAGCACCACGAGGGUCACGGCCACUCCCACCAUGGACACGGUCAGGCUCUGUCCGUGGGGCUCUGGGUCCUGGCAGGAAUUGUGACGUUCCUGGCCGUGGAGCUGGGGGUCAGGCACUGCGGGGGACACGGACACGGGCACGGGCACGGCUCCAAGGCCAAGCACAGCUCCAGCGAGGACGAGGCCGACGGUGACACCCGGGGGACAAAGAGGGGGACAGGGGCCACCAGGGCCACCAAGGCCACCAAGGCCACCAGGGGCCAGCACAGCAAGAGCCCCGAUGGGGACAGAGCCGGCAUGGCGGUAUCGGGCUACCUGAACCUGGCGGCUGACGCUGCUCACAACUUCACGGACGGGCUGGCGCUGGGAGCUGCGUUUUGGGGGAGCCCCGCCCGGGGCACGCUGACGGCGCUGUCGGUGCUGCUGCACGAGCUGCCCCACGAGCUGGGGGACAUGGCCCUGCUGCUGCGCGCCGGCUGCUCCAAAGGACAGGUGACAAAAAAAAAAAAAAAAAAAAAAAAUCCGGAAUUUGGGAGGAAAAAUUUCCAAAAAAAAAAAAAAAGGGAAAAAUUGAAGUGUUGGAGGACCAGCCAUAGAGUUGGGCGUUGGGAGGGCCAGAGCGCCCCCUCCCAAGAGGUGGGCGGUGCAGCCGCGGUCUCGGUGGUAACUUCCGGUGCCGCCAUGUUGGGAGGGAAGGGGAAUGGUCGGGUGAGGUCAGGCCCCUUCCCAGUGCUCCCAGUUCCCCCCAGUUCCCUAUUUAUCUUCAUUAUCUCCUUCCCGGUUCAUUCCAGUUCCCCUUUUACCCCCAUUACCGCAUUCCCAGUCCCUGUUAGUACAUCCCAGUUCUUUUACUGCCAUUACCCCACUCCCAGUUCAUGCCAGUUCACUUUUAUCCCCAUGAUCUCACUCCCAGUCUCUCCCAGAGCAAUUUUGAGUGGAUUUUGGGGGGAAUUUCAGGAGAAAUUUCAAGGGAAUUCCUGGCUGCAUUUUGGGGCAAUUUAAUGGAAUUUUGGCCUGGAUUUUGAGGCAAUUUCACAGGAUUUCUGGGUGGAUUUCAUGGCAAUUCCCUGGGAUUUCAGGGUAAUCUCACUACACUUUGAGCCGGAUUUUUUCCCCAG
This is a messenger RNA of Cinclus cinclus, 1764 nucleotides long. It is a transcript of the gene SLC39A7, whose product is annotated as solute carrier family 39 member 7. The record is from RefSeq and is a predicted model, not a curated record. NCBI's taxonomy places the organism in Eukaryota, Metazoa, Chordata, Aves, Passeriformes, Cinclidae. The coding region runs from base 197 to 1648 and encodes 483 amino acids. The transcript is spliced from 9 exons. Gene Ontology annotation, cellular component: membrane. Gene Ontology annotation, biological process: zinc ion transmembrane transport; intracellular zinc ion homeostasis. Gene Ontology annotation, molecular function: zinc ion transmembrane transporter activity.